GUCCCCCCCCCCCCCGCAAUUCGCGACAUCCGCCCGCAAGAGAGGAAAUCCCCUCAGCCGAGUCGGGUACCGGAGCACGCGCAUCCCGCGCGUAUCCCCUUCGCGGAGUCCAGGGCCACCCGUCCGGGUACCCUGCCCCUGCCCGCGCGUCCCGACGCCCUCCACCGGUGCUAGCACCAGGAGCGGGCGUCGGCAGCAGCAGGCGGCGCAACUAUCGGUCACGAUGCCGGUCCUCACCGAGUUCUCUAACAAGAAGCCGCUGCACGUGUGCACCUCUCUGGGCGAACUCAACAACCUGGCCCAGGUGAAGAUGGAGAAGACCAAGUCCCCGCGACGCUACGCGCAGUCGGCAAGUAAAGUGCUAAAGCAAGCGGAGGUGUACGGGCUGGAGCGCGACGAGGAGAACGCCUACAUGCUCUACAUGCGCUUCCUGCAUAUCGUAGACCACCUGCGCAAGACGCCAGAGUUCGUACGGGACAAGGGGUUCUUCCUGUCUCUGCUGGGGAGCGACAACUUUAGCAAGGCUGUGAGAGAGGCAGAGCGGCUCUCCGAGAGCCUCAAAAACAGAUAUGAGGAGGCCGAGGUUCGGCAGCGGUUGGAGGAGCGAGAGCGAGCGGCCGGGGAAGACGCCGCUUUCCGGGAUGAAGGCGUCGGAGACGACGACUAUGACGACGAGGAUGACGACGACUUUAAUCGGAGGCACGGCCCCCUGGGCAAUGGCGCUGCCACGGGCGGCACGCGGCUCCCGGAGACCAGGAAACGCACGUCGGGGUCGCCUGGCUCUCGGUCUCAGCCGGGCGCAGAGGUUGCGCCGACAGAAUCGAACUCCCACACCGGCCCCUGCCGCACCAGCAUCACGCCGCAGCAGCUCUAUUCUAUGCUCAGCGACGGUGAUGUCCAGCUGGUGCUGAUGGACGCACGGCCCUCCAUCGACUACGCGGCCUCCCACAUCAUGUCGGUCCGCUGCAUCAGCGUACCGGAGGAGGCCAUCAACCCGGGGACCACAGUGGCGCAGAUAGAGGUGGGCCUGCCCCAGGAGUCGCUGUCGCUGUGGGGCGACCGGGGCAGGGUAGACUACGUGCUGCUCCUGGACUGGAGGAGCCGCCCGGAGGACGUUUUGCUGGGAACGACGCUGCACAGCCUACGCGACGCCAUCUACAAGUGGGACAGCAUGACGAUCCUGCGCAGCCAGCCGCUGGUGCUGGAGGGCGGCUACGAGAACUGGCUGCUGCACUACCCCAUGUGGUGCAGUGAGCCACAUGUGCAUGUGCCAGCCAGGCCGGGGCCACCCAGCACCCAGCCUGAUCUCUUGGAACUCAACUACCCCUCGCUGGAGGAGCCCCCACCUCCCCCGACCCCGGCCCCUCCCCCUGCCCCUCCCCCCUCCGUGCGGGACGUGGGGUCCUACACUCUCGUCGCGGGUGUCCGACCGGAGCCCGAGCAGAGUGGUGGUGGCGCCACUGCCUCCGCCGCGGCAGGUGCCCCAGGGGGCUCGCUGGAUGCCGUGCCCUCGGGCCGUCCCACCGCUGCAGCCAAGAGCAUUCCUCAGGUGGACCGCUCCAAGAAGCCGUCGGUGGCGGCCGCGGGGCCCAGCCCGGUGUCCGCAGCCGCGGCAGUGCCCGGCCCGGAGUGGCUGUCUGCGCGCGAGCGCGAGAAGAUUGCGCGCGACGCCGCAGGAAUCAAGGAGAAGGCGCGCGUGGAGAAGGAGAAGAGGAUGAAGGCCGAGGAGGUGAAGAAAAGGAGGGCAGCGGAAGAGGAAGAGAAGAGGAAGUGGGCAGAGGAGGAAAAGAGGAAGGCGGAGGAGAGGCAGAAGUUGGAGGACGAGGAAAGGGCGAGGAAAGACCACGUGGAGAGAACACGGAGAGCACGUUUAGAGAAGGAGGAAAAAGAGAGAGACAAGGGUGGAGCUGUGCCCUCCCCUGCCAUCGGGUCUGCCAGAGAGAGCCCUCCACCUCACGCGCCGGACGUGCGAGCAGAACGGCUGCGCCAACAGCAGGAGGAAGCGGAGAAUCGACAGCGCGAGGAAGCCGAGCGGGUCUCCAGGAUUCGCGAGAAGGCGGAGCAGGAUCAGCGUGGCAGGAUGCAGGACGGCCGCAUGGGACCGUCGCGGCACACCCCGGACAGUCAUGCUGACGUCCACCCGACCCAGCCGGGCCCUACGGCCCGCACCGCCGCGACCCAGGGGGGCGAGCGGGACCGGCCGCGCCUGCAGCGCUCGUUCUCUUCGCCCAAUGUUGCCCAGCUGGGGAUGGGCAUUGACGAGGAGGACGAGCGGACAUUGGUGGACGGGGGGCUUCGCCCCAAGCCACAGUUCGACCGCGCCAGCAAGCCAGUGCCUGUGGCGGCGGUGCGGGCGCAGUCCUCGGCGAUUCUGCCGAUGCGCCACCUCAACCCGACAUACGGUGGAAUGGGCCGCGCGCUUACGGGUCUACGCAACCUGGGCAACACAUGCUACAUGAACUCGGUGGUGCAGUGCCUGAGCAACACCACGUCGCUCGCAGAGUACUUCCUCACUUCGCAGUAUGUCAACAAUAUCAACAGGAACAACCCCCUUGGCCGCAAGGGCCAGGUGGUGGAGGAGUUUGCAGUUAUUGUGCGCGCACUCUGGUCGGGCCAGUACCGCUCCAUCACCCCCCGCGACUUCAAGUUCAUGAUUGGCCGCCUCAACGAUCAAUUCUGUGGCACGGAGCAACACGACUCGCAGGAGCUGCUCAUCUUUCUGCUCGACGGCCUGCACGAGGACCUCAAUCAGGCAAAGCGUGUGCGCGUGAAGGAGGAGAAGACGGAGCACCUGUCCGACUCAAUGGCGGCACAGCUCGCGUGGGACGCGUACAAGCAUAUCAACGAGUCCAUCCUUGUCACCCUCUUCCACGGGCAGUUCCGCUCCACCAUCAAGUGUCUCACCUGCCAGAAGGUGUCGCGCACCUUCGAGGUCUUCAUGAACCUGACACUGCACCUGCCUUCUGACACCACCUCCAAGUGCACGCUGCAGGACUGCCUGCAGAUGUUCUCCAAACCCGAGAAGAUGACAGAUGCCAACCGCUACCUGUGCAGCCACUGCAAGCAGCGGCGCGAGUCUGUCAAGACGAUGGAGAUCUGGAAGCUGCCACCCGUGCUAAUCAUCCAUCUAAAGCGAUUUUCCUACUCGGGCCGCUGGAAGCAAAAGUUGCAGACGAACGUGGGCUUCCCGCUCACGUCGCUGGACAUGAAGCCGUACAUCAUCAACAAAGAUAAUCGAUACUCCGAGUACAACCUGUACGCCGUAUCGAAUCACUACGGCUCUCUGGAUGGCGGCCACUACACGGCGUACACGCACAACACGGUCCGCGACAGCUGGUUCAAGUUCGAUGACCACGAGGUGGAGUUCAUCUACCCCAAGAACGUGUCGACCUCCGCAGGAUACAUCCUUUUCUACUCAGCCCUCCCACAACAACCCCCCCGCAUGGACAUAUUCUAGCCACAUGGCUAGCCACACGGCUAGCCACACGACUAGUUGAUCUUAUCGGCCGGCUAGGUGCUCACCUUGUCAAUUCACCAGCUGGUCUUUUUAAUCAUCCACCUAUUCUUACUCGCAGCCAGUCGAUGUGUUUAGCUAUUUGAGUAGCCACUCUCUUAGCCAAGCAGUAAUCAAUACGGUUAAGUAGGCACCUAGUAAGCUAGACAGAAAUAAGGUGGAAUGUGUAACUUGCAAGUCCGUCAGGUAUUUAGUAGCAAGCUGAACGGUUAACCGGCUGGUCAGCCAGUGGAUAUGCCUGUGGGCCAACAAAUUACCUGAGCAGCUGGCUAGUUGGGGGCCACAGCCAUGCAGGGUUGAACCCAGGGCCUAAUUUCAUCUGGAUCUUGUACCAGGUCAGUGACCUGUAAAAUAAUUAUGCACCCAGCACACCACAUCCGGUAUGGCUUAUCGCUAUGGCUGUGGCUACUACUGCUGAUCUCAUGCCACCCUCUCCAGUCUGCCAGAGGACUCGGAAAAUCUUCAGUGACAAAUGAUGCCGUGGAGCAGUCCACGUGGGGACACGGUAUUCUACGGUCAAGAGACCAUGGCCUCGCACAGCGGACGAUUGUUCGCUGAUGCCGUGUGUUGGGUGAGCUGCGUUAUGGCUUUUGAUGAAGAGGAAGCGUGCACUUUCAGCUCCGCGCGGCGACGCUGCGGCAGGCCCUGCACCGUGACACUGGUGGAGUCGAGGUCCUGCCGCUCUCCGUGGGUGUUGCUUGUGUGGAGGAGAAGCAGGUGAGGGAUUGGAGUCACGUCCGAGGUGAUCUUCAGAGACGGCUGGAGCUCGCGGUCUUUUCCUAUAUUAAGUUUUGGCCCCCACGUAACCCAUUUCGGCCGGUGGUGGCACAGUGGUGACAUUUGCACCUUACAGGAAGGAGAGCCUGGGUUCAAUUCCUGAAUCGGGGGCCUUUCUGUGUGGAGUUUGUACUCUCCUUGUUCUGCAUGGGUUUCCUCUGAAAUGUUUGGUUUCCUAUAGAUAAAAAUAAACCACACAUUACUCAAUUGAGAUCUCACACACAGCAGCAACAUCACAGCCUCCUGCACAAACUUGGCAGGACCCUCCUGAAUAAAGAGUCUUGAAACUGAGGCUUUCCUGCGUAAACAAGCGUAGUCAUAAAAUUCGUUCAUUCCAAAAAGAAGCUUCUCGUCAAGAAAAUGUUUUCCCUAUGAUUCGAUGCCGGCACCCGGGUUGAAUGUUCGCACAGUUUAUUAUGCGGGUGUCGACACUAAGAGAAACGUGGUUCAUGUCGAAGAGAAUAUUCUGUAUCCUUGCAUCUCUGCGCUCGUGUUGGAUCAACAAUGGUGAGGUAUUGAGGUGUAUAUAUGGUGGUGACGUGGACCGUUUCUGUCGAUUCUGUUCAUCAUUGGAGCUUUUAUCUUCGGCUGCUGGCGGAGGUUGGAGGUUGGCGCCGUGCGUUUGCCGGCCGUCGUUCGUCCUGCCUUGCUUUAAAUAAACGCGGCUGUCUCCUGG
This is a messenger RNA of Petromyzon marinus (sea lamprey), 4967 nucleotides long. It is a transcript of the gene USP8, whose product is annotated as ubiquitin specific peptidase 8. Lineage: Eukaryota; Metazoa; Chordata; Hyperoartia; Petromyzontiformes; Petromyzontidae. Gene Ontology annotation, biological process: protein deubiquitination. Gene Ontology annotation, molecular function: cysteine-type deubiquitinase activity. The record is from RefSeq and is a predicted model, not a curated record.